Metarhizium album ARSEF 1941 is the source of this 2091-nucleotide messenger RNA. RefSeq lists its product as uncharacterized. Lineage: Eukaryota; Fungi; Ascomycota; Sordariomycetes; Hypocreales; Clavicipitaceae. The transcript has 2 exons. The coding region runs from base 1 to 2091 and encodes 696 amino acids. The record is from RefSeq and is a predicted model, not a curated record.
AUGCCGUGGAAACCUGCUACUGGCGGCAACUGUCAGAGUCCUCAAGCUCUGCCCAAGUCUAUCCGAGGCCAGAUUUCUGCACCAAUUCCUAUACCCGAUGCUACGGAUGAGGAGUUUCCCAUACGAGACCAGACAGCCGUGAUAGCUAGCAAUGCCGACGAGGCCUCAAGUGACUCCCGUUCGGUACUCCAAGCGCCCAGCAGCAGUGACCAGAGUCAAACAAGGUCUCAUUCAAGGGCUGUUUCCGCUGGAAAUAUAGAACACUCGACUAGACGUCAGCAUCGGCUCGACAACCCAUCAUCAGCUUCUGUACAGGCGUCCGCCCUGCGCAAGUCUUCAGCCAGCCAACACGCCCGAUUUGCGCGCAUGUCGGACCAAGAAGAAGGCAGAAGGAGCGAGGCCAGCAAGUCUCAGCGAAGGAAGUCGACUGUUAGGUCGGCAUUAAGCAAACUAUUCGGUCGGAAGAAGAAGACGGAAUUCCACGAAAAGCCCGGCUUCUCUUACGGGAAGACGUCAGAUGCUUCCGCUCUGUUACCGGACAGGCCGCCCAGAAGUGAUCCAACAUGGGACCGAUCAAGCCCAAGGAGCGUCGAACCAAAACGGUCCCUCUCUGUGCCCAUUACCGAAUACGACCGCGCUCUCCGUUCUCACUCGAUUGGCCCCGAGGAUGUCAUGGCCAUCACGAGUGUUCGCAACUCCAUCAAUGCAGAAUCAAGAAUGUCGGACAAGAAUUUGGCCGUCCUUGAGCCUCCGGCGCACCUGGCUAGUCCUCGAUGGGCUGGGAGCUCGAGGCCUACAGGACUGUCUCCGCGACCGGCCAGUUCCCAAGACCAAGGGACCCGAAUGGCUGGCCUCGUUGAUGAUCCCAACGAGAUUGGACGUGCAAUUUCAAGCGAGGCGCAUGGCCUGAAACGCCGCUCGAGGAGUCUGUCAGUUAUGCCCAGCCUUGAACUUGCCCCCCAAAGUGCAGUCCGACGUCGUAGUGCCGAGAUUCGGUACUGGAGGGAGAGCUAUACCUCGCCAUUGAUGUCGCCAACGUCCAUGACGGCAGACGAGGAAACCCUGCAGCUGCUUUCGGGUCAAGCUGAAGAGUUCAACUAUCCGGCCGAGCAACGCGCCGUAACACCCGAGCAAACCAUCUUGAUGGAAGCAGUCGAGACAAGGGUACAGACGUCAACUCCUACUAAAACGGCCGAGUAUGCUGGAGCUGCUGAGCAUCUCUGUCUAGACAGCAGGGUCAGUAGUCUCGAGACGCGCAUGAGCCGGCUAGAGGGCAUUGUUCUCCAACUCGCACAAAGCAUCCCGGCACUACGUCACCCAUCCGCCGCGCAGUUACAUUCGCCAGGGGGCCGGCAACUGGCGCAACUUCAGACUCCCGACCAUGGCAUAUGCUCGAUGCGAACACAGCCGGGCGAAUUUUCCCUUGCUGACGAGCGGCGGCAGAGCACGAGCCGACCAUCCACUCGAAACUCUGAUGCGUCCAAAAUGACGUUUGGGGAUAUUAGUGACUUGACUCCCCGCGCAACAAUUUUGUCCCCAGCCGAUGGAGAAGCUCGGUCAAACUUUCUGGCUGCACCACGAGGACCAGACGCAACACCGAGGGGUCGUCGUGGAUCCGUCAAUUUUGAGCACUAUGCAAACCUGAUGAAUCUUUUUGAAACGGAGCGUUCAGCACGAGAGACACUGGGAGCCCAGCUCAAAAGCUUGGCACGUCAGGUCCAGGUCAUGAGCAAAAACAUGCUGUACACCAACGCGGAUCAAAGUGACUUGCCGUCACUAGACAGGUCUGUUGGUGAGGUGUCGGUUUUUGAUCAUGACGGCGAGGAUGAUGAGCGGCGGCUUUUCACAGGCCCUAGACUUGGAUACCCUAGCCCAGGCAUGAAAGACGCCGAAACAACGGCUGAAGAUGGAUCGGAAGAAGAGUUUACAGAUUCCUUUGUCACCCCUGUCGAGACUGUCAAGAGCAGUUUUGACAUGUACGGCAACGAGAAUGGUCCAACCUUGGCGAAUGGGAGGAAGCUGUCUCUUUCACAUUUGACCAUGAGACAGCCGUUGACAACAAUGCAGCAGGUCAAUACCAAGGCCAUAUAA